Messenger RNA from Coregonus clupeaformis (lake whitefish), 1666 nucleotides. Its product is annotated as proteinase-activated receptor 1. The record is from RefSeq and is a predicted model, not a curated record. Gene Ontology annotation, biological process: thrombin-activated receptor signaling pathway; positive regulation of Rho protein signal transduction; blood coagulation. Gene Ontology annotation, molecular function: thrombin-activated receptor activity. The coding region runs from base 130 to 1530 and encodes 466 amino acids. Gene Ontology annotation, cellular component: membrane. NCBI's taxonomy places the organism in Eukaryota, Metazoa, Chordata, Actinopteri, Salmoniformes, Salmonidae. The transcript is spliced from 3 exons.
GCUACAGUUUAGUACAGUUUAGUACAGCAACAGUGAGGAGACAGACCAAACAUACAGGUUAAAAAACGUUUCCAGAUCUAGAAGAAGCGCUAUAAGCUUUAUUAGCAAACCUGUUCGUCUUUAGCAAACAUGUUCGUCUUUAUGGGACUUCAUUGCAGUUCUGGGAGGAUGUUGUAUAAAACUUUUGUUAUCCUGGCAGCCGUGCAUGCGGUUUCGUCUGCGGUUUAUAACGGCAGCUCCAUCGUUAGGACCUUUGCCAGGAGAUUAGUCACGGAAGGGCCCCUGGUCACAGACGAGCAUAUAGAUCUAGACCUACUGGACUACUACCCAAACGAAGACAGAAAUGGGCCCGGAGGCAGACUCAACAAUGGGUCCGCACCGGGACAGAGAGUUGGAUUUAUUAAUGGUUCCACACUGGGACAGGUGGAACUGGGCUCGGUCAGGAAUGUUACAGGAGUCUGGUCUUACGCUAUUUCUGUUACGGCCAACGACUUCCUCACAGGCCGUCUGUCCACCAUCUUCAUCCCAACGCUUUACACCAUCGUCUUCCUCAUCAGCGUGCCCCUCAACACUGUUGCCAUGGUGUCUUUUGCCCGACGGAUCCGGCCCAUGAAGCCAGCGGUGAUCUACAUGCUGAACCUGGCUGCCGCUGACCUACUGUUCACCCUACUGCUGCCCUUCAAGAUCGUCUACCACUACAGUGGCAACGACUGGGGCUUCGGCGAGGGGAUGUGCCGCCUGGUCACCGCCGCCUUCUACUGCAACAUGUACUCCUCCGUCCUCCUCAUCACCUGCAUCAGCGUGGACCGCCUGCUGGCCGUGGCCUACCCCAUCAACUCCCUGGCCUGGAGGACUCCAUGUAACGCAGCCCUGGCCUGCAGCUCCAUGUGGCUCCUGGCUGUGGGCGGCUCGCUGCCCCUGGUCCUCUCACAGCAGACGGUCUACUACGACCCACUGGGCAUAACCACCUGCCAUGACAUCCAGGACCUGAAGCUGUUAGAGGGGCGCUACCUCUUCUUCUUCCCCAUUCUCUCCUGCACCCUCUACUUCCUGCCGCUGUUCGUCAUGGUGACCUGCUACUCCCGGGUGGUGCAGGUGCUCAACAGGGCUCCACGCGGCGUCAUUGGUCGUUCAAGGCAGAAGGCACGAGCAGUGGUGAUGGUGGUCAUCGUGCUGGUGGUGUUCGUGAUCUGUUUCACGCCCACCAACGCCAUCCUCCUGGCUCACUACCUUCAGAUUGCCAGGCGGGUGGCAGGGGAUCCGGACGCUACUCAUGUGGCCUACCUGGUGUCGCUGUGUGUGGGGAGCAUAAGCUGCUGCCUGGACCCCCUGGUCUACUACUUUGGCUCGUCCCGGUGCCAGAGGCAGCUUGCGGGGGCUCUGGGGUGCCGGGCGGCCGCAGAGGGAGAGAAGAGUCUGGCCUCAUCCUCUGGUUCCUCCAGGACCAGCACCAGAGCAAGCACCAGGAUAAGUAAGGUGGAUGCCUUCCAGGCCAGCCUCAGCAGCCAGUACAAGCAACUCCUGGUCUGAUGGAUGGGGAUACAGAGAGCUGUUUCUGAUUCAUUAACUAAAGUGAAGAAUAGAUAUUUAGUAUGUACACUGAGUAUACCAAACAUUGGGAACACCUUCCUAAUAUUGAGUUGCACCCCACCCUUUUGCACUUAGA